Messenger RNA from Paramuricea clavata, 159 nucleotides. The record is from the annotation of a GenBank genome assembly. Lineage: Eukaryota; Metazoa; Cnidaria; Anthozoa; Malacalcyonacea; Plexauridae.
AUGAUGCUGUUACGCGAGACACGAGAUUGCUUUCGGGGUUAUUCUGUCUGGACAGCUGAUGGCAAGGUGCUAGUCAAAUUUACUGAUGGGAAAGUCACGCGGAUUCAAUCGAAGAAGGAUAUUGAUGAGUUGAUGAAAUGCACUCCGCAUAUGAACUAA